Molecule: messenger RNA, 2822 nt
Organism: Pyrus x bretschneideri (Chinese white pear)
Lineage: Eukaryota; Viridiplantae; Streptophyta; Magnoliopsida; Rosales; Rosaceae
Exons: 16
Coding region: 76-2508 (810 amino acids)
Source: RefSeq, a predicted model, not a curated record
UAGUAAUUCUCACACUCUUCGCCCCCAAUUCCCAUUUCUUUCUUGUUUACCUGAUUCUCCCAACGAGCUGCAGCCAUGGCUGCCAAAUCAAAUCGAACACCAAUAUUACAUGCCUUUGUUUUUGCACUGAGCCUGCUCGUAUUUCAAUCCGAGUCCGCGCCUCAGGCUUUCCGGCGAGAUCCCGGUCACCCUCAGUGGCACCACGGCGCCUUCCACGACGUUCGAGAUAGCGUCCGAUCCGAUGUCCGCCGCAUGCUCCACUCUCGCGCCGAGGUGCCGUUUCAGGUUCCUCUCGAAGUGAAUGUGGUUCUUAUUGGCUUCAAUGGCGAUGGAGGCUACAGGUACUCCAUCGAUUCGCACAAAUUGGAAGAUUUUCUGAAAAUCAGCUUCCCAUCGCAUAGGCCUUCCUGCCUUGAGACAGGAGAACCUCUCGAUAUCGAGCAUCAAAUUGUUUAUAAUGCCUUUCCGGCUGGGCAACCAGAACUAAUAGCUCUUGAGAAGGCACUGAAAGAAGCUAUGGUUGCUGCAGGAAACGCAAGAGAGACUGAUUUUGGAAGGCAAGUACCUCUGUAUGAAGUGGAUGCAACUGUAGUGGAGCCAAUGUUUCAGAAGUUAUAUUCCUACAUAUUUGACAUAGAGAAUGCUGCUAAUUCUGCUACGAAUAUGGAUCGGCAAAUUCCGAGUGCAAUAUUUAUUGUCAAUUUUGAUAAGGUAAGGAUGGAUCCUAGGAAUAAGGACAUUGAUCUUGACAGCUUAAUGUAUGGAAAACUUAGCCAGCUAACUGAGGAAGAUAUGAAAAACCAAGAGGGAGACUACAUUUAUCGCUAUAGAUACAAUGGAGGAGGUGCCUCUCAAGUUUGGCUUGGCUCUGGCAGAUUUGUUGUGAUCGAUCUCUCAGCAGGCCCAUGCACAUAUGGAAAGAUUGAAACUGAAGAGGGAACCGUCAGUUCUAGGUCACUGCCACGACUUCGCAAUGUGAUGGUUCCAAGAGGUUUUGGUGCAGCUAGUGAUCAUCCUACACAUGAUGUAUUUGUUGGACAACUUGCGUCUUUAGUGUCCACCACAGUUGAGCAUGUUAUAGCUCCAGAUGUUAGAUUUGAAACUGUUGACUUGACAACAAGGCUGCUAUUACCAAUAAUUGUCCUGCAAAAUCACAAUCGGUACAAUAUAAUAGACAAAGGCCACAACUACAGCAUAAAUAUUGAAGCAAUUGAGGCAGAGGUGAAGAAAAUGGUUCAUGUUGGCCAAGAAGUUGUGAUCGUUGGGGGUUCACAUUCAUUGCAUCGCCAUGAGAAGUUGUCUAUUGCUGUUUCAAAAGCUAUGCGAAGCCAUUCGCUGCAAGAAACUAAGAACGAUGGACGCUUCCAUGUUCAUACCAAGACUUAUCUGGAUGGUGCUAUUCUUAAAGAAGAGAUGGAACGUUCUGCUGAUGUGCUUGCUGCUGGUUUGCUUGAAGUGGCUGACCCAUCUCUUUCAAGUAAAUUUUUCCUCCGCCAGCAUUGGGCAGAUCAAACUGAAAAUUCAAGUGAUUCUAUACUAAAGCAUAAACCUCUUUGGACUACUUAUGACUCAAAACGUGGCAAGAAAAAGAAGAAAGUAGUAAGGAAACAAGGAAAUAUCUACCGGACUUAUGGAACAAGAGUGAUUCCUGUCUUUGUGCUAUCAUUGGCUGAUGUGGAUCCACAACUUAUGAUGGAAGACGAAAGUCUUGUAUGGACAAGCAAAGAUGUCGUGAUUGUACUUGAGCACCAAAAUGAGAAGAUACCUCUUAGUUAUGUUUCAGAAACACAGAGAAGACACAACUUUCCUUCUCAGGCACAACGCCAUAUAUUGGCAGGGCUUGCCUCCGCUGUUGGUGGGUUGAGUGCACCAUAUGAGAAGGCUUCUCAUAUACAUGAAAGGCCAGUUGUAAAUUGGCUUUGGGCAGCUGGUUGUCAUCCGUUUGGACCAUUCUCUAAUACUUCUCAAGUCAGUCAAAUUCUUCAGGAUGUUGCGUUGAGGAACACAAUAUAUGCACGUGUAGAUUCUGCACUCCGUAAAAUUCGCGAAACAUCAGAGACUGUACAAACUUUUGCCGCAGAGUAUCUGAAAACUCCCCUUGGUGAACCAGUGAAGGGCAAGAAGAACAAAUCAACCACUGAACUGUGGGUGGAGAAGUUUUACAAAAAAACAACUAACUUGCCCGAACCCUUCCCGCAUGAAUUAGUUGAGAGAUUGGAGAACUUCUUGGAUAACCUCGAGGAACAGCUUGUAGACUUGUCUUCGUCACUGUAUGGUCAUCGCUUACAAGAAGCACAUCUAAACAGUUCAGAGAUUCUCCAGAGUUCCAUAUUUACUCAGCAGUAUGUAGACCAUGUUCUGGCGACUGAGAGGGAAAAGAUGAAGUGCUGCGACAUUGAGUACAAGUAUCCUGUGCAGUCAUCUCAAACCUAUAUCUACGGGGGGAUUCUCAUUGCCGGAUUCGUUGUAUAUUUCGUGGUCAUUUUCUUUUCAAAUCCUGUGCGCUGAGUUUAGUUCAAAUCUUUAUGCUAAAGUGGUUACAAAUCAAAUCCUGAGGCACAGAUGUCUCUGACACACGGGAACAGGAAAAUGGAGAAGGAACACAAGGCGGAGAAUGAUACCUUGAAAAUUUUGCACCACUUCAUCUGGACUGAGUUAGGGCAAGUUUGGUAUUUUCUUGUGCUUUUAAAAAAAAUUGUUUAUGCUGUGUUAUGAGAGGAAUCAGCUUUUUAAUGAAACAAUUAGGUGUUCUGUAAAAUGUAUUCGUAAAAGCCCUUUUAGCAUAAAAAAUAGUGUCAAAAGUAUUUGGUAAGUUUUCACAA